UAGCCUACGAAGUCCAGAGUUUAUGAGGAGCUUCAUAUCUCAGCAGAAAGGGGAAAAAAAAUGUAUAUAAAAUCAAAUUUAUUUGCGUGGUAAUUGAUACUAAAUUACGUGUGUGUGUGACGUUUGCACCCAUCAAACGUCAACAACAGUCUGAGUCAGAACAGCAGGAGCAGACAAACAUGGACCGUGUGACUGCUGCCUCCGUUACAGGCUGUGCAGUAGGUGCUGUGGCCCUGGCCCCUGUUGCUCUGUGGGCCGUAGGUUUCACCUCAGCUGGAAUCGCUGCAGGCUCUUAUGCUGCAGGCAUGAUGUCUUCAGCAGCUAUUGCAAAUGGAGGAGGAGUAGCAGCAGGAAGUCUGGUGGCUGUUUUACAGUCAGCAGGGGCGGCUGGUCUGCCAGUGGUGGCCAAUGUGGCUGUGGCCAGUGCUGGAGCUGCAACCGGAUGGCUGACCUCCAAACUGGCAAGAACAAAGACUGACAAAGAAAACACUGAAUAACAGCAUAUUUCUUUUGUCAAGUGAGACAACGCCCACAUUCCAAGUUUACUUACUUAAGUGCACAUUUGCAUGAAUUUAAAUGUGUUAAAU
Molecule: messenger RNA, 587 nt
Organism: Sphaeramia orbicularis (orbiculate cardinalfish)
Lineage: Eukaryota; Metazoa; Chordata; Actinopteri; Kurtiformes; Apogonidae
Product: interferon alpha-inducible protein 27-like protein 2A
Exons: 4
Coding region: 180-497 (105 amino acids)
Biological process (GO): intrinsic apoptotic signaling pathway; release of cytochrome c from mitochondria
Cellular component (GO): mitochondrial membrane
Source: RefSeq, a predicted model, not a curated record